AUGUCGAUGUUCCGAUCAGCAGCAGAAAUAUCAUCGUCGGACUCGGAUCCCGACUCCGAUUCAGAACAAAAUCAAAUCCAGGAAUCUGGGUCAUCAACUCCUCGACAUGUUACAGAUAAUCAAUCCCGCAGCCCGAGGAAGGAAAAGACCAAGCAAGUUCCGAAAGACUCGGAUUCUACAGAUCCAGACUCUUCGAUCUCGUUCGACGAUAGAUCAGCAUUACCACAGGACUUGGUUGAUGUAAAUGUUGAUCAACAUGCAAAUGUGAUGACAGCCGCACUCUUGGAAUUUUACUGUCAGAGUCGAGCAGCAGACAUUCUCAAUGCUCAACGUGGCUCAAAUAAGCCGUUCAGUCGACACAGUCCCGAAGCUCAGUACCUUGGCAAGAAACUAUACAAAUUCAAAUCACAGUUCCUGUCGACCCAUGGUAUCUUGGCCGACGGCAUUGACAGAGAGGAAAUGGGGCCAAGUAGACAGAGUUAUCGGGAUAACCUUGACUUGCUCGGUAUAUCUGCCCUUGAGGAGAUGAAUUUCCAUGAACCCCACGGACGGUCUCCCGCAAUUGGCUCUGGCGAGGAUCUCCCCUUAAUCUCAAAAGCUUGGAUAAAGAAUCCCAGCGUUGAAGAUGCGGAGAGUCCUACUCUGUUCCGGCGGAACACCGAACCAAAUCCAGCGUUUAGGAAACAGCUUCCUCCUGCUAGUAAGGUGGAUUUUAUUCCAACGGUUCCCCGUGCGACAAUGAACCUCCCGAACCCCUCGAUUCCCCUAUUUGGUAGUUCACCUGUAGGGGUUCCGCUUUUCCAUUCUCCCACAGCCCCACCAUAUAAUCAGCUGUCGAGAUAUUCCGUCGAAUUCCAGGAGCUCAAGAUAUUGGGCCGCGGGUCCUUCGGUGAAGUAUACCACGUCACCAACCACAUAGACGGACAAGACUAUGCCGUCAAGAAAAUCCCACUCAGCCAAAGACGACUUGAACAGCUGCAAUUUGGAGGUCAAAAUCAGCUCGAGGUUAUCAUGAAGGAAAUUCGAACACUUGCCCGUCUUGAGCAUACCAAUAUCGUUCGAUACUAUGGGGCAUGGGUCGAGCAGGCCCAUCACUCACACCCACCGGCCGAAUACCCUUCUCACACAGAAUGUGAUGAGUCGCAAAACAGCGUGUCCUCUCCGGGUAUCCCGAACGAGUCAAGCAUGGGAAUCGUCUUCGGAUAUUCUGAAAGCUCAGAUCCCGAGUCCCAGUCAAGCUCUCUGCCUGAAGAUCAUAGCUUCGCCGAGAGCAUUCAACGCUGGGACAGUCGUGCGACUAGCUCGUCUCAUCGGUCAAAGAAAAGUUCACGGAGAGGACUGGACGAGGAAGAUGAUGAUAUUGAAUCCAUUCCCCGUACCUUCGACGGGAACACUUCUGUUGGCCAAACUUCCACUUUUGGAGAUACCGAUGACAUAUUCACUGAUGGUCUGAGUCAAGACCAGUCUAAACUUCAAGUUCAACCCCGUUCCCGGCCUGGUCAGCAACCCCCCGCGGUCAUUCUCCACAUUCAAAUGUCACUUCAUCCUAUUUCACUCGGCGCGUAUCUGAACCCUCAAGCCGCUCCGAAAUAUGAUGGAUGUUCACUUGCCAGGCGCCAUUGCUUCCACCUACUGCCCUCACUGAAGCUCAUGAUGGACAUUGUUUCGGGUGUUGAGUAUCUGCACUCAAAGGGAAUUGUGCAUCGUGACUUGAAGCCUGCAAAUAUCUUCCUGUGUGCACCAGAGAACAGCACAGCAGAUAUAUGCGCCGCGUGCAGCUCCGGCGAAUCUUCUCCCGUCCAGUUCUGUCGUCCUCGCAUCGGGGACUUUGGUCUCGUGGCAGACAUCUCCCACAUCAACGAGGCGGCACAGGGCACUAUGACACCAUUCCGAGAGGGUCCAAAUAUACAGCGGGUAGUUGGAACCGAGUUCUAUCGUCCUCCAGCCAAUCUAUCUGCGCCUUCAACUAACCCGAGCUCACCGGUGGAUUACUUUGACGAAUACAAGAUUGAUGAAAAGCUCGAUGUAUACGCCCUUGGUGUCAUUCUCUUCGAGACUGUUUAUCGUUUGAACACUAAGAUGGAAAGACAAUUCGUCUUGAAUGACCUGACUCGCGGAUCAGGUCAAGAUCCCUCUGAGCGCACCAUUUUCCCUGCAGACUUCGCCGCCAAGGUCGAUUAUGGCUCAGUCGUGCUGGACAAUGGAACCACAGUCGCGGAUUCUCUCAUGAAAUGUAUGAAAGGAAUGUUGGAACCCAAAUCACAGCAGCGGUGGACCUGCCAGGAUGUCAAGGAGCAUUUGCGGGCAAUGAAGAAAGCGGUUCGCCGAUACGAGGAAACGCAGGAAAAGGAAAAGGACCAAUGA
Penicillium concentricum is the source of this 2364-nucleotide messenger RNA. RefSeq names its product putative protein kinase. The coding region runs from base 1 to 2364 and encodes 787 amino acids. The record is from RefSeq and is a predicted model, not a curated record. Gene Ontology annotation, molecular function: ATP binding; protein kinase activity. Lineage: Eukaryota; Fungi; Ascomycota; Eurotiomycetes; Eurotiales; Aspergillaceae. Gene Ontology annotation, biological process: protein phosphorylation. The transcript has a single exon.